Molecule: messenger RNA, 2337 nt
Organism: Corticium candelabrum
Lineage: Eukaryota; Metazoa; Porifera; Homoscleromorpha; Homosclerophorida; Plakinidae
Exons: 5
Coding region: 1-2337 (778 amino acids)
Source: RefSeq, a predicted model, not a curated record
AUGGCGAGUGCAGCCGCGAAUUUGAAACACGGGUUGUUAGGCGAAUUCCGAGCUGGAGUAGAAAGCAUCGACGAAUACAAGGAAAAUUUCGAGCUUUACUGCCUGGCAAACGCAGUACCCAUAGGAGACGAGCACGUAGCUCGUAGGAAGGCAAUCUUUUUAACGUCCGUGGGUGCAUCGACGUACAGUUUGUUGCGGACCUCUGUCCGACCCCGCCAACCGCAAGAUUUGGAGCUUGAUGACAUCAUUCAUCAACUGAGAAAUCAUUACGAGCCAAAGAAGAUUGUUAUAGCCGAGCAAUUCCGUUAUUACAAGAGACAACAGAAAGAAGAAGCCCUACAGCAAAAAAUUCUGGCGGAAACUGACCUAACACUCGAUAACGCAGUACGAAUCGCGCAAGCCUUUAAAUCUGCAAGACAAGAGACGAUAGCUUUGCGAGGAGACACGCGCAGACACGGAUCAACAACGGACCACGAGACGGCAUUUAGCAUGCAAAGUAGUAGCAGUAGGAGGUCAAAGACAACACUGCCUGAUGUGAAAGUAUGCUACAGAUGCAAUGGUAAGGGGCACGUUCCUGGUAAGUGCCAGAUGAAUCCAGAGAGUGCUAUUUAUGUCACAAGAAGGGACAUAUUGCAAAAGCCUGCCGAAAAUACAAAGUACCAGAAGCAAGCCCCGUUACAAGUGGAAGAAGAGGAAGUAUGUUCACUUUAUGGUCUGGGAAGUCCGGACGCAAUCAAAGUCAAUAUAACUGUAGCUGGACAAGAAUCAGAGCUGAUUGUUGGCACCGGUGCAACUAUUACCGUGACUCCCAGGGAGACCUAUGAGAAACAACUAUCCCAUGUCAAACUCCAGAGCAGCAACGUGAAAUUACAGUCAUAUUGUGGACAGACAUUGUCUGUACGCGGAGAAGCUGUAGUACCAGUACGCUAUGGAGAUCAAGAAAUAAGAGGUAGAGUUGUUGUCGUCAAUGCUGCAAAUAAGCCAGCAGUGCUUGGCAGGAAUUGGUUGUCACAACUCAAGUUGGACUGGGCGUCCUUAUUUAGUUUGAAUGUCCUGGAUCCCCUACACGAGUUUCCUGAGUUAUUCAAGAAAGGAAUGGGAAAGCUGAAAGGAGUGCAAGCGAAUAUUACUUUGAGUGCCAAUGCAAGGCCAGUCUUUCAUAAGACAAGACCGGUACCAUUUGCGUUACAGGCGAAAGUGGAUACUGAAAUCGAUCGCUUAGUCAGAGAAGAGGUACUGACACCUGUAGAACAGAGAGAGUGGACUUCACCGGUAGUAGUGGUGAGGAAAUCUGACGGCAGUGUCAGAUUGUGUGGUGACUACAAAGUAACCAUCAAUGAAUAUUUGGAAAAUAUUGAGUAUCCUACACCAAAUGCUCAAGGUUUAUUUGCUACUUUAGCUGGUGGUCGACGAUUUACCAGGCUUGAUCUAAAGCAAGCUUACCAACAAAUGGAAGAUGCCUUUUGGUAUACGAACAACACCGAGUAUUUUCCAGAAAACGAUGGAUAUGAUAUUGUCUGGAAUACCAGGAGUUUUUUUGAUGACAUACUGAUUGUCGGUUCAACCGAUGCUGAGCACGAUGCAAGAGUGAGGCAAGUAUUACAACGCCUAAAGCAACGAGGAGUCCGGCUAAAGAAGGACAAAUGUGAAUUUGGUAAGUCUGAGGUGACAUACUUAGGUCACAGAGUAGAUCACGAAGGUCUGAGACCUACAGAAGACAAGGUCAAGGCUAUCAGGAGCUGUUUGAGUCAGGAGUUCGAGGAUGGAUCAGAGAGAUCGGUAGCAUUUGCUUCACGGACACUGUCAUCAGCAGAAAAGGGCUACGCCCAAACAGAGCGUGAAGCACUGGCAUUAAUAUUCGGCGUUCGUCAUUCCCACAAGUUCCUCAUUGGCCGAAGAUUCACACUGGUGACAGGUCACAAACCUUUGGUCAAAAUUCUGGGACCUAAACAGGGUAUCCCGGCGUUAGCAGCAGCAAGGCUGCAGAGGCGGGCACUAAUUUUAAGUGCAUACGAGUACAACCUGGAGUAUAUGGCUGGAGAGGAGAAUAAGGAAGCAGAUAUGCUGUCCCGACUGCCAAUGGAAGUGAAUGUCAUAGACCCUAACCAGGAAUUGUACCAUGUGGAUGGCUGUGACAAUCUACCUGUAACAGCAGCAGAAGUAGCACAAGAGACUAAAGCAGAUCCAAUUUUGAGAUGGGCAUACCAGUAUACAUUGUCUGGAUGGAACUGGAAAAGUCACAUGGAUCCAAGGUUAAAACCUUACUCACGACGGUCAGAUGAACUUAACGUUGAAGAAAACUGUUUACUUUGGGGAAGACGUGUGAUAAUACCGUAA